Cydia pomonella (codling moth) is the source of this 4451-nucleotide messenger RNA. It is a transcript of the gene unc-119, whose product is annotated as protein unc-119 homolog. The transcript is spliced from 3 exons. The record is from RefSeq and is a predicted model, not a curated record. Gene Ontology annotation, cellular component: cilium. Gene Ontology annotation, molecular function: lipid binding. Bases 224 to 868 code for a protein of 214 amino acids. Gene Ontology annotation, biological process: lipoprotein transport; nervous system development; cilium assembly. Lineage: Eukaryota; Metazoa; Arthropoda; Insecta; Lepidoptera; Tortricidae.
AAUUGAAAUUUGACGUGACGUGCGUCGAUAGUGACGUACGUGUGGUGAGCGGUGAGCAAACAAUUUUUUCUCACGCGAAGAGCUGCAUGUUGUCCGAUUGCUAAUCUAAUUCCAAAGAAAAUGCACUGAUACAUUUACAUACGUUGGCCUUUUAAUUAAAUUACUUACUGUGCCUAUACCUUUUGAGAUAGUUUCAAGUCAUCGGAAGACUGCGGUUACCAAUAUGAGUUUAGUAGGAAAAAAGUGCGAAUCAAUAUCCUUAUUGGAAUCGAAUACAGAAGACGUAAUACCGAGUGAUAUUACUCCUGAAGAUGUUUUGAGGCUGGAUAGAAUCACUGACACAUAUCUGUGCAGCCCUGAGGCUAAUGUAUACGAUAUAGAUUUUACGCGAUUCAAGAUCCGUGAUCUAGAAAGUGGGACAGUGUUGUUCGAGAUAGCGAAACCGCCGACGGACUUCGGUGUGGACAGCGAGGGCGCUGAGGACGCUCCCGAGGAACCCUUGGACCCGAACGCGGGCAGAUUCGUGCGAUAUCAGUUCACCCCGCAAUUUUUAAAGUUGAAGACUGUUGGGGCCACUGUGGAGUUCACGGUUGGCUCGCGUCCUGUCAACCACUUUAGAAUGAUUGAGAAGCACUUCUUCAGAGACACCCUUCUGAAGACAUUUGACUUUGAGUUUGGAUUCUGCAUUCCAUUCUCCAGGAACACUUGUGAACACAUAUAUGAGUUUCCUACACUGCCACCAGAUCUAGUUGAAGAAAUGAUUGCAGCACCAUUCGAGACAUGUUCGGAUAGCUUCUACUUUGUGGACAACCAGCUGGUCAUGCAUAACAAGGCUGAUUACGCCUACAAUGGAGGUAUCAACAACUAAAGAUUAAAUUGAAGCUGCAAUGUAACAGACCAAGUUUUUAAUGGUAAAUGCCACUUGGCCAGUAACUAUGGGUGUCAUGCUCUAGCACAGGGGUUGGCAUACAGUGGCUAAAAAGCUUAAGAUGGCUUUGUUGGGUUCCGUACCAAAAAAAUAAAGAUAAACCCUUAUGGUGCGACUCUGUCUCUUUGUAACAUGGCUAAAUAUCUUGGAAACUAGUUAUCGAGAAUCGUUAUAAAUUAGACAAAGCCAGACACAUUGAAAGUGUAUUUUUUAUUUAUUUUAAGGUGCAAUGACUGUUCUUCUGGUGCCCCAAAAGUUAGCAUUUAACUUUAUUAUUCUUUAAUGUCUCCAAGAUUCCCAAAAUGGCCCUAAAGAUAUAGUAAGACACCCAUAGUUUCUUACGUUUAAGUGUGCCGUAAUACAUCACAAUUAUUGCAAAAACAUUUAAAUUUUCGUGUUUUCACAAUCUUUUAAUGAUUGGCACUAAACUUUUUAAAACAUUGGAUUUUGUCCAAGACAUAAUUUGCAAUUAAUAUUUUGAUAUUCCAGUAUAGAAUACAAGGAAUGUUUUUCUCACAUACACUAUGUGUAACAAAUGAUCUCAAAAUUUGUAUUUAUUUGAAUUAUAUAAUGCUCUAAGCAAUUAUUGGUUUCAUAUUUAAGAACUGAAUACAGAUAUCUUAAUCAUUUCACUAUUAAUGUGUUCAAUAUAAUGGUAUUAAAAAUGGGUAUACAAAGUUGAAAUGUAUGAAAAUAUUAUUUCAUGUACCAUAGAGAAAUAAGAAGUAAUAGAGUGCUCACUCCAUACAUCAGUUUUGGUUAUAACCAGAGUAACAGGAACUCUAUUUUCAACUCCUACACUUAUCUGGUUAUAAUAUUAGCUGAAAAUCGUUGAGCAUUAGACUUUUUGUUUGCCGCGAUAUCUAUUGUCGAGUAGCAGUACUGAGAGUUCCGCUACUUGAUGCUAGAUGUCGACUGUGAAUAUAAUAAUCAUUUUGGUACCAAAACUGAUGUAUGGAGUGAGCACUCUAUUACUUCUUAUUUCUCUAUGCUUGUACUGAUAAAUCAUGGACAUGAGAAAUAGAUCAUUAAUAGAAACUGAACAUAUACAUCGUUUUUACUAUUCCAAACUGUUAGAAGUGUUUUGAAAUUUUACUUUAUAUUACAUUUGCGCCUAGCAUUUGUAAUGGACUUUUAAUAAGUUAUCACUAGUGCACCCAAAGUUUGAUGUUCACUGAAUUUUUGUAUUUUAUUUAUAUUAGAGUGACUCUAAUCUAGCUCUUAUAAUAUUACUAGUGUCGUUAUUAUAAAAGGCGUGAUAUGUAUUGAAAAGGAUUAGAAUUUAUGUACAUAAUUCACUGGAAAGUGUGGCUAGGGUACAGUUGCAGUGGGAUUAUUCUAUUUCUCUCAAUGUAGCUUUGUUAUUUUUAUUUUAUUUAUUAUUGCGGAAGAAAUACCAAAAAAAUACAAGAAAUAUAGAAUACACACAAGCCAUUUCUUCAACAGUUUCUACUUAUAGAAUAAUAAAAUUAUUUGUUGCUCAAAUCAGACUUAUACAAUUUGGUUCAGCUUCGUAAAGUAGGUUUAAGUUAUUAAUAUAUGUAUUAUUUUAUCAUGUAAUAAUCCUUCAUGAUUCACAUGUCCUACCACGUUUUAUAAUAAUCAUCUAUGAUUUUUUCAGAUUUUAGAAAUAGUUCAAAUAUAUAAAUUUGGCGCAGAAUAGAAAAUUGUGACAUUAAUUUUUGAUUUAAGGUGGUUGUAUGGUUAAACCUCAACUAAUCUUAAAGUCUAGAGAAAAAGAAUAUUACCACUACUAUUAGAUGUUAAAAUGUGUGCUUAACCAGUUAUAUCUAGUCAUUAUUGUAAGUCUACCAGAUUGAAUUUGAAUAUAGGUACAGAAAAUUGCAAUGAGAUGAGAGGGAACAGAAGGAUAAACAAUAUGUUAACUACAGGGACUGAGAAUUCUAAAAGGGUAUUUACAUAUAAAAAAGAUUGUAUAUGUAUGGCAUCACUUGUUAUCAAGUGAAUAUAAAACGAAAAAGAUGUAUGUACAGGGGUGACCCCCCGCAUAGAUCUGAUUGUAUGCAGUGGAGGUCACCUCUCUCUGCAGCUGACUGUACUUAAAAGAUAACUGUUAUGAAUAAGUCAUAUGGUAAUUACAACGUAAAUGCUCAUUUCUAAUGGUGUUAUGAAUUAAAAUUUUGUAAAUUACCAUUCAUGCCAGUUCUCAUUCAGUGCUAGUUCUUUCUUGUAACACAAUCUGAGAAAUUAAAGCCUUGAAAGUUUGAAUGUAUACUUACAUCACAUAAUCGUUGAAAAAUCAACAUAAUUAUCUGGUUACAGAGUGACCCUCGUUUUGUUAUUUUUUCUUCUAAAUUAUAAUACGCGAUAAAAAUCAAUGCAAUUUAAGUGUUUCGAUAAUAAUUAAAAUUAAAAAGGGAUUAAAUGAAAAACACAAAAAUAUUGUCUCCUUUUAUGCCGUCCAACAUUGUUUACAAGCAUCCUUGCUGAAUAAUAAAUGUAAAACAGUAAAAUGUGUUCAUUUCAUGUUUUGUAAUUUAAAUAUUUAAUGUUGCUCAUGAGUCUACUAGCCUUAACAUGUGGCGGCCAGUAAUAUGGUGUUUCCCUUGUCACUGACAACGUCGUGCCACAAGAUUGUAACAGAUGGCGCUAGCACGUUCUACAUCGCGUCUACGGAGUUCCGAUUGUCAAUUACUAUAAUAUAUAACUCGUAACCAACUUUCAGUGGACUUCGGUCCCCAGGUACAACACCCGCCUGGAGAGAGUACUCUAUAUUGGGCCUCUCUACCUUCAUACGUUCUAUUUAGGUGCUUGCAAAAUAAUUAUCAGAGAAAUAAAUCAAUCAGCCGUUCUUUCUUCAUCUCAAUAAAGUAACCAAGCAGACUUUGAUUGUAUUCGGAUAUCCAACGAAUCGCCAGGUCCUUGUUAAUAAUUAUAACAAAACCACAAAAGUAAAUUGAUGCUAUAUUUUCUUCAAUUAGGUAGAAGCAACGAUUAUCUGCCUGGGUGAGAAAUUGAGAACGCAACGAGGAAAACAUUUGAGAUAUGAGAGAUAUUUUCAAAAGUGAUAGUUUAAGAUUGUAUAAAACGUAUCUUGAAAUAUGAAAUAAAUCCUCAAAACUGCGCAAAAUUAAAUCCUAAUUUAUGAGAAUAACCCAUGUAUAACAAAUAUGGAAAUGCCAGUUACCAGUUUGUUUAAUUAAAAUUGAUUACAUUGUGUGAUUUUAUAUUAUAAAUAAUAAGUAAGUGUAUUAGGUAAUUCAUUAGAAACUUUAUUUUGGUGUCGUCUAAUCGGCAGCCAUCGCUUGAAACACUCGCUCCGCUCAAGAUAAUUUUCUUGCCCGGGUCCAACAAUUAUUUUUUUCCUUUGUGAAAAUAGUACAGAUUUAUUGUAACCAAAUUGGGUCACGAUCUCUCCAGAAAAGCUUUACUAUUUAGAAAUGCAUUCAUUCGUUGAAACUUUUAGUUCCAUAUAAUUAUAUAAUAUUAAAUGUGUUUGUAUUUGUACCACGUCACUGGCAUCACCUCACUAGUUUUGUCAAAAAUAAAACGUUUGAAAACA